CAAUACUCUGAUAAAUUUUUUCCAUACAAUUCAUUCGAAAAGGUUGAAACUGAUGAUAUAGCAUUAUCUAGUAAUAUUUGUAAAGUUUACUCAACAAAACAUAGUAAAACUCUGAAACAAUAUCAAAAAGUAGAAUUAAAUGAAACCAUUUUAAAAUUUAUCGCAAUUAAUAAACAAAGCAUAAAUGAACUAUGCUUUGCAAAACAGCUAAUUAGUGCUAUAAAAUGUUUUCACAAGAAUGAUAAGUUCAUACAAACUUG
Messenger RNA from Racocetra persica, 260 nucleotides. The record is from the annotation of a GenBank genome assembly. NCBI's taxonomy places the organism in Eukaryota, Fungi, Glomeromycota, Glomeromycetes, Diversisporales, Gigasporaceae.